Messenger RNA from Prunus armeniaca (apricot), 549 nucleotides. NCBI's taxonomy places the organism in Eukaryota, Viridiplantae, Streptophyta, Magnoliopsida, Rosales, Rosaceae. The record is from the annotation of a GenBank genome assembly.
AUGGAGGGACCAGGAAGUGAAGGAGCAGCAGCGGCACCGCUGGCUCAAUGGAGGAGCGAUUUUUCGAGAGCAUUCCAGCACUAUUUGGAUCGGUCAACGCCUCACACUGUUAAUCGGUGGCUAGGAACCCUUGCUGUGGCAAUGAUUUACAUUCUGCGUGUGUACUAUGUUCAAGGGUUCUAUGUUAUCUCCUAUGGCCUGGGGAUCUAUGUCUUGAAUCUCUUGAUAGGCUUUUUCUCACCGAAGGUGGACCCGGAGCUUGAAGCCUUGGAUGGGGCUUCAUUGCCAACAAAAGGUGCUGAUGAGUUUAGGCCUUUUGUUCGCCGCCUUCCCGAGUUUAAGUUCUGGUAUUCCAUCACAAAGGCAUUUAUUGUUGCAUUUAUGUUGACCUUCAUUUCUGUGCUGGAUGUACCUGUUUUCUGGCCAAUAUUGUUAUGCUACUGGAUUGUUCUAUUUGUCCUCACAAUGAAACGGCAGAUCCUACACAUGAUCAAAUACAAAUAUGUUCCAUUUGAUAUUGGAAAGCAGCGGUACACUGGGAAGAAGUAA